Messenger RNA from Rhagoletis zephyria (snowberry fruit fly), 956 nucleotides. The record is from RefSeq and is a predicted model, not a curated record. NCBI's taxonomy places the organism in Eukaryota, Metazoa, Arthropoda, Insecta, Diptera, Tephritidae.
AUGUCUGACCCUGAGCAGCAGGAUGAAACUUAUGAUAUGUACGACGAGUUUGAUUGUGAGGUCGAAGAAGGGGCCAAGACAAUGGUGGUAAAAGAAGAAGAAGAUUCGGAGACUGAUUGCUAUGUUUUGGAAAGUGAUCAAUCAGAAGGAAAUGAUUUAGUGAUUAAAACUGAAGAUCAGAAUGAAACUUUAAUUGAUAUGUACGAUGAUGAGUUUCAUGAGCGUCUGGAACAGGAUUUUUAUGCCAACAAGAAUGUCAACGAAGCGAGUGAAACAGUGAGCGUCAACGAAGAACACGAAACGGAUUCGGAUGCCACUGAAAUUGAUGAGGAUGGUUAUGCAGCAGUCAGUGAACCUCAGCAAAACACCGAGCCAGUGGUCAAUCGUAGCUCGAGCAAUGCAUCUGGUGAACAACAGCGGAAUGGUCGUCGGAGAAGAGCUAAAAAACAAAAGUGUCAGCAGUGCGACAAAAGCUUUCCAACUCUAUCUAAACUGAAGCAACACCAACUAGUGCACAAUGGCAUUCGAGCUUACAAGUGCCCAACAUGCUCCAAAUCAUUUGCGCGAAAGGAUCAUCUCAAGCGACACCAGCUUGUUCACACAGGCAUUAAAGCGCACAAGUGCCCAACAUGCUCCAAAUCAUUUGGGUUAAAGACUAAUUUAGUAAAACACCAACUAGUGCACACUGGCAUUAAAGCGCACAAGUGCCCAACAUGCUCCAAAUCAUUUGGGGAGAAAAGUGAUGUUACAAAACAUCAAGUGGUGCACACUGGCAUUCGAGCUUACCAGUGCACAACAUGCUCUAAAUCAUUUGGGCACAAGAGUAAUCUCAAGAAACACCAACUUGUUCACACUGGCAUAAGGGCUCACAAGUGUACGAUUUGCUCCAAAUCAUUUGGGCAGAAGAGUAAUCUCAAGCUACACCAGCUUGUCCACACUGGCAUCAAAGCGCACAA